Eurypyga helias (sunbittern) is the source of this 757-nucleotide messenger RNA. Its product is annotated as UPF0469 protein KIAA0907 homolog. The transcript has 7 exons. The record is from RefSeq and is a predicted model, not a curated record. Gene Ontology annotation, molecular function: RNA binding. Gene Ontology annotation, cellular component: nucleus. NCBI's taxonomy places the organism in Eukaryota, Metazoa, Chordata, Aves, Eurypygiformes, Eurypygidae. The annotation marks the transcript as partial.
CUGCAGGCUCUGGGAAAGGGACCAGCUACAAGUAAAAGCAAAGACGACCUUGUGGUGGCAGAGGUAGAAAUCAAUGAUGUCCCCCUCACGUGCAGAAACCUGCUGACGAGAGGACAGACUCAGGAUGAGAUAAGUCGACUGAGUGGAGCAGCUGUUUCUACUCGAGGGAGAUUCAUGACUGCAGAGGAGAAAGCAAAAGUGGGACCAGGAGAUCGUCCUUUGUACCUUCAUGUCCAGGGUCAGACACGGGAAUUGGUUGACAGAGCCGUUAACCGAAUUAAGGAGAUAAUUACUAAUGGAGUGGUGAAGGCAGCCACGGGGUCUACUCCGACGUUCAACGGCGCUACAGUUACUGUCUAUCACCAGCCCGCCCCUAUUACUCAGUUGUCUCCAGCCGUUGGCCAAAAACCUCCAUUCCAGUCAGGGAUGCAUUAUGUUCAGGACAAGUUAUUUGUGGGUCUGGAACAUGCUGUACCUACAUUUAAUGUGAAGGAGAAGGUGGAAGGGCCUGGUUGCUCUUACUUGCAGCACAUUCAAAUUGAAACAGGUGCCAAAGUCUUUCUCCGUGGGAAGGGCUCAGGUUGCAUAGAACCGGCGUCGGGCAGAGAAGCUUUUGAACCCAUGUACAUCUACAUCAGUCACCCAAAGCCAGAAGGUUUGGCAGCUGCUAAAAAGCUGUGUGAGAAUCUAUUGCAAACCGUUCAUGCCGAAUACUCCCGGUUUGUGAAUCAGAUCACCACUGCAGUACCUUUAGCAG